This is a messenger RNA of Vicia faba (fava bean), 1098 nucleotides long. The record is from the annotation of a GenBank genome assembly. Lineage: Eukaryota; Viridiplantae; Streptophyta; Magnoliopsida; Fabales; Fabaceae.
AUGGAGUUUCUUGCUAGAUCAUGGAGUCUUUCUGCCACGGAACUAUCCAAAGCACUGCAUAGCACCAAUACUACGACGUCCUCGGCUAUUGAGAUGCAACUUCUAUGCCACUCUGAUCAGUUCAAGGCCAAAGGUUUCACUGCCUCUAAGGAUUCUUUAUCUAUGGGGUGUUAUCCUCAGAUUUCGCCAAAUGAAAGUAGCGAAACAAAGGAUUUACUUUUACUUCAUCAAGCACUUUCUACAGACUUCAUUUCGAGUCAAAACUUGCUGAGAAACGGGCUCUAUAGGAGCUUGGUGAGAGGGAAGACAACAGGUAGGUGGUUGAAAGAUCAGAAGGAGAGGAAAAAGCAAGAAAUUAGGACUCAUAAUGCUCAGCUGCACGCAGCAGUAUCUGUAGUUGGUGUUGCUGCCGCUGUUGCAGCAGUCGCUGCUUCAAUAGCAUCGUCCGAAAAGCCUAAUGCCAUGGCUUCUGCUGCAGUUGCUUCUGCGGCUUCUUUAGUAGCCUCUCACUGCAUUGAGAUUGCAGAAGAUAUGGGAGCUGAACAGGACCAGAUCGUAACCGCAGUCGACUCAGCUAUUAACGCAAAAACCAAUGGAGAUAUUAUGACUCUUACAGCUGGAGCAGCCACAGCCUUGCGAGGAGCGGCUACUCUAAAGGCACGUCUGGAGAGGGGGAUUGGAGCUACUACGAUUCCUCCGGUUGAGGAGAAGUGCGGCGAAGCCAAAGAGGCAAACAUCUUGAUAGCACUGGACUUUGUCUUUAGAGGAGGUGUACUACUCAAACGUACAAGAAAAGGAGUUCUUCACUGGAAGCAAGUUUCUUUCAAUAUUAAUUCAAAUUUUCAGGUAGUAGCGAAAAUGAAAAGCAAGCAUAUUGCAGGAACAUUCACGAAAAAGAAGAAAUAUAUAGUCACUGGAGUGUGCAGUGAUAUCCCAGCUUGGCCCGGAAGGGAAGACAGUUGCGAAAAGAGAGCGUAUUUUGGAAUAAAAACAGCAGACAGAUUAAUAGAAUUUGAAUGUGUAAGAAAAGGAGACAAACUGUUGUGGUUAGAAGGAAUCCAGUACAUGUUGAAUUGCCGCGCCAAAGUAACAUACUAG